CUUUUUUUUAUGCGCUACAAAUCGUAGUUACAAUAGUCACGAUUAUAUUAUGUGUUCAUGUGUUACUAAUAAAACUGUGCUUUAUUUGUAUCCUAGCUCUAGCUACACAUCUGGCAUAGAUCCAGCUAUCGCUCAGUUGUCUUCCAAAGCUGGCUCGGAGUGUGCUGAAUCUCCAGAUCUGGGUACCUCAACUGAAAAUAAUGACAGAAAAGUCAUGUCAACUUAAGUCAUCGAAAACGGGUUGAGAAGUGCUGAGAUUGGGGUUAGAGUCUUUGAGGUCAGUUCCUUCUGAGGCCUGUUUCGUCUCCGGACAACUGGAACUAAAACAUUUCAUUUUAUUAUCUAACCAGAAACUGCAAAACU
This is a messenger RNA of Geodia barretti, 363 nucleotides long. The record is from the annotation of a GenBank genome assembly. Lineage: Eukaryota; Metazoa; Porifera; Demospongiae; Tetractinellida; Geodiidae.